AUGGCUCAACAAAGUGAACGAGAUAUCAUACGUCCUAUCACCAUCAUGUUGGAUGGUCCUACUAGCUAUCAUGCAUGGUCUCAGAAUAUGACCGUCUUUCUCAAGGGUCGUAAACUGUGGAGAUAUGUGACUGGUUCAAUUCCUAAGCCAGUACCAAACCCUAAGUCCAAAGCCACAGCUGCUGAAGAGUCUUCCAAGACUGCUGUUCCAACAGAUGAUUAUGAAGAACGUCUAGAAGAAUGGGAGAGUAUUCAGAGUAAGAUCUUAUCUUGCUUGGAGUUUCACAUUGAAUCAAAGCUUUAUCAAAUGCGCCAAGAGACAGGUCAGUCUAUUUCUGAUUUUUAUUCUCAGACUUCUACUAUGUGGGAACAACUCUCUGCUGCAGAUCCUCCACUGGUGUGUUCUAAGGACAUUGAGCUCUUUGUCAAAUAUCGGGAUCGCCGUAGAUUUAUGCACUUCAUGAUGGGUUUACGUGAGGAUUUUGAGCCUACUCGGGCUUCUCUACUUAGCCGGUCUCCUACUCCUUCUCUUGAUGCUGCAGUAAAGGAGCUCAUUUCUGAGGAGAAUCGUCGGCCCACUUAUCACAUGACAUCAUCUGAUCAUGUCUUGGCUACACCCUCACCACAGCCUCCCAUUGUUGCAUUCACUGCUCCUCCGCGAAUAAACUCCGGGCGUCCCACCUCUCAGUCUUCCAAAGGUGCUCAUUGCAAGUUUUGCCGUGCCAAAGGCCAUGACAUCUCUGUUUGUCGUAAGCUACAGAAAUUUGUGCAAGAGCAGAAUAAAGCUUCUCUUCCUCAGGCAGCUGCUGUAUGUCCUUCAGAUCCAUCGGUUCCUACAGGUCCAUCUUUGGCUUCCUCACUUACUACGGCUGAUAUUGAGGCAGUUGUUCAACAGGUUUUAUCCCGCACUUCCACUGCCCUUUCUGUCACCUCAGGAUCCCCGGACGGGUCAAGUGCUUGGGACAGGCCGUAAGGUUGGUCGCAUGUUUGAGGUUCAUGACUUGAAGAUUCCUUCACAAGUUGUUUCUGCAGCUGCUACCACUGUCACCUCCUCACCUGAUCUAUGGCAUGCUCGUCUUGGUCAUCCAUCCUUAUCUCGUCUUCAAUUGUUAGCUUCUCAAGGUCAUUUAGGUUCAGUUCAGUUU
This is a messenger RNA of Quercus lobata, 1144 nucleotides long. RefSeq lists its product as uncharacterized. Lineage: Eukaryota; Viridiplantae; Streptophyta; Magnoliopsida; Fagales; Fagaceae. The record is from RefSeq and is a predicted model, not a curated record. The coding region runs from base 1 to 972 and encodes 323 amino acids. The transcript has 3 exons.